UAAACAAAAACAUUUUCCUUCAGUAUUCGUCGUCGUGGCCGAGUUCUGCCGCAGUAAUUUUGUGAUUUCACUCCGAAAGAGUAAAAUUUAAGUUAUUAAAACAUUCCGUAACCGGCACACCAUGGACGACGUGGCCACGCUCAAGAGCGAAAACGCCAACCAGCGGCGAAUCCAGGCCCGGCUACUGCAGUGGGAACAGAAGGACAACGGGCUGGCUCCGCUCAGUGCGGCCCAGAAUGAGUUCAUCAACCAGUUGGCGGAAUCGCUAGGGGGUGGAGCCGGAACCGGUGGCGGAGGAUCUGCUAAGAACCAAGAAGAAGUCAUGCAAACCAGCUUUGAACUCAAGACUUCGCUGGAUGAUUUCAAAAGUUCGAGCAAUGCCGCCAUCGAUUCCACGCAGGACUUCCUGUCGUGGUACAACUCGAUCGACUCGGAGAUUCUGGAGCACUUUGACGACGUGUAUCUGGAUUAUUACGAGCAGUUGCGAGCUCGUUCCGCCGAAUGCGACAAUCUGCUGGGGGAAAUCGACGUUUCGUUGGAAUCACUCAAGAAACUCACCAACGAGUACAACUUCGUAUCCGAGAAGACAUCGUCGUUGCAUCAGGCCAGUGAGAAUCUGCUCCAGGAUCAAACCCGGCUGAACGAGAUCGGCGAGGACAUCCGGAAGCGACUCAAGUAUUUCACCCAAGCGGAAAGCAUCUCACAGCGGCUGCAGAAUCCAACCUUUUCCGUGUCGAACGACACCUUCGUGGACAUUCUGAACACGAUCGACGACUGCCUGGAGUACAUGCGCGCCAAUCCAACCUUCAGCGAGGCGUCCGCGUACGGCAUCAAGUACCGGAACUGCCUCUCGAAGGCCACCCAAAUGAUGAAGAACUACGUGAGCAACGUGCUGGCGAACGCCACCGCCCAGAUACUGGCCAAGGACGCACUCGAGCAGGGUUCGGAGGCGGCGUUUGCCCUGUUCUACGGCAAGUUCCAGGCGUCGGCGCCCAAGGUCAAGCGAAUUACGGCCACCAUCGAGGAGCGGCUGGAGCGGAGCGUCGAGUACGAGCAGCUGCUGGCGGCGUUGCAUCAGCAGUUUCUUGCCCAGCGGGCAACGAUCAUGAGUGGGGCCGUAGAGCAGGCGAUUCGGGACCUCGGAAGGAAGCACAAGGGCGAUCACUGUGCGUUGGUGCGGUCGGCGUGCGCGUUUAUGGUGCACGUGUGCCAGGACGAGCACCGGCUGUUCUACCAGUUCUUUGCGCAGCCGAGCGGGCAGUUGACCGUCUACAUGGAGGGCCUCUGCACGAUCCUGUACGACACGCUGCGCCCGUUCAUCAUCCGGAUCGACCACCUGGAGACGCUGGCGGAGAUUUGCAGCAUUCUGCGCGUUGAGAUGCUGGACGAGCACGUCAACUACAACCCGGAAUCGCUGGAGGCGUUCGCCAAGAUCGUGUACCAGCUGCUGCAGGACGUGCAGGAGCGGAUCGGGUUCCGGGCGCAGAACUACUUGGAGUCGGACAUUUUGAACUAUCGGCCCUCGGCCGGGGAUUUGGCGUACCCGGAGAAGCUGGAGAUGAUGGAGUCGAUAGCGGCUUCGCUGCAGCAGGAGGGGAGUAGCUAUUUGAGGCGGGUUGAUUCGCGGAGUUCGAUCGCGUCGCUGGCUUCGCAGGAGGUCGAGCAGAUCAACAGUGGGGAGGGGAUGGCCAAGUUUCGCGGGGGUUCGGGGAAUUCUCCGGCGGAUUUGCACGGCAUGUGGUACCCGACGGUGCGGCGAACGUUGGUGUGUCUUUCGCGGCUGUACCGAUGUAUUGAGCGAUCGAUCUUCCAGAGUUUGUCUCAACAGGCGCUGACGUACUGCAUUCAGAGCGUUUCGAGUGCAGCCGGGCAGAUUGCGCAGCGCAAGAGUUCGGUGGAUGGGGAGUUGUUUGAGAUCAAGCAUUUGCUGAUUCUGCGCGAGCAGAUUGCGCCGUUCCGGGUUGAUUUCACCGUCAAGGAGACCAGUUUGGACUUUAGCAAGGUGAAGACGGCGGCGUUUGAGUUGUUGCAGAAACGGAAGCAACUGUUUGCCCUUGGGUCGAACAACGCCUUGUUGGAGUUCUUGCUGGACGGAACGCCGCAGGUCCGGGAGCAGCUGCUCGAUUCGCGCAAGGACGUCGAUCGCCAGCUCAAGAUGGUCUGCGAAGCGUUCAUCAAGGACGCCACCCGCCAGCUGGUUGGACCAAUCCUAAACUUUAUCGAAACGGCGCAGAACCACCUAAAACAAACCGCGACUGCACCAACUCCAACGCCGCAGCAAGGCAUGGCCCUCCGAAUGGCCGCCUUCGCCGCACCCCAGCAAAUCAGCUCCAUCAUCCAAGAAAGCAUCCGCGCAAUCAAAACCAAACUUGGCCCCCUUCAACGCUCGAUGCAACUCUACCUUGCCAACAAGGACACCGAGUUCAUCCUAUUCCGCCCCAUCCGGAACAACGUGCUCGGAUCGUUCGUCAAGCUGGAGCAGCUGCUCGCCACAAACUCGUACAGCCGGGACGACCUGACGAUCGUGAGUUGCCCCUCGGCGGAGCAGGUCUCGGUGCUGCUGUCGAGUGUCAACUUGGGACAGGAAGGGGCGGCCUCGGCGCCGCAGCGGAAGAUAAGUUCGUCCUCGAUGGGAAGUGGUGGGACGACGAAGCCGCCGAUUGAGAAGAAGGUAAGCUUCGAUAGUGGGGCCAACACGGUGGUGCAGAUUGGUGGGGCAGGGGAUGAGGGGGAGAGCGAGGGAGGUGCCGAGGCUGGUCCGGUUGUGGUGCAGGAGGAGGGAAGGGGACAGUGAGGGAGGUAUGAACAAUAUGUUACUUUGCAAUAAAUAUGAUGUAUAACAGUU
Molecule: messenger RNA, 2845 nt
Organism: Culex pipiens pallens (northern house mosquito)
Lineage: Eukaryota; Metazoa; Arthropoda; Insecta; Diptera; Culicidae
Gene: Cog3
Product: conserved oligomeric Golgi complex subunit 3
Exons: 3
Coding region: 122-2794 (890 amino acids)
Biological process (GO): intracellular protein transport; Golgi organization; intra-Golgi vesicle-mediated transport
Cellular component (GO): cis-Golgi network; COG complex; membrane
Source: RefSeq, a predicted model, not a curated record